AUGAAACGUCGGCUUCUCCAUGGAGAGAUUUCUUACUCUGCAGCCAAGGAUAAAGAAGUCAACCUUCUUCAUAGACUUGAAUACUUCGAGAAGCAGAGCCAGUUUAUCACGGACCUCGCCGGCAGAGAGCAAUGGAUUAAGGGCGUCGUUGCCCAUCAUCUGAAUAUUGACCCUUCAAGAUGCUCUAUUGCAGAUGCAAAAAUGGAUGGUUCUGGGUUGGUGAAGCAUUUCGACCAGGCAACGCGGAUGAAAAGAUUAGAUGUAAGGCCAGCACCUACGCCUGGCUACAAGAAAAUCAUCCUCAUAUUCCUAUUCCACGACUUUAUGGGAUCUCACUAUCAUCGGUUUACCGUUAUAAAGAAUUUGCCAUUCCUUGCCAGAUUCUACUACUAUAUACGCCGCCAGAUAUACUUAUGGUUCAGCAAUUUUCUAUGGUCUAGGUCCAUUAUUCCGUCCCACUAUGUUCGACAUCAGCCUACUCUUAGUCCUCCAUCGAACCUUGCAUACCUUUUAAUAGAAUGCAUCGAGCCAAAACAGGGGACAAUGCUAUCAGAUACCUGGUUCAAAAAAUCGAAUAACGCCGCUUUAAGGACUACACUUUUCCGUAGCCUUGCUCGCAUAAUGCUGAGCCUUACCCGCGUUCCUUUACCAUGUAUUGGGUCAUUUACUAUAGAUAAUGAUGGGUUUAUCUCAUUAUCAAAUAGACCCCUGACGCUUGAAAUUCAAGAGUUUGAAAAUGAGGAAAUUCCUAUUGAUAUUCAGCGCAAUUAUACAUACCAGACUACUGAUUCCUACAUUACUGAUAUAGUAGGCCUUCAUGAUAGCCGCUUACUUUACCAACCAAAUGCUAUUAAUAAUGGCUCAGACUAUAUUCAACAGGCAGCAACACUAGCAGGAAUACGUCUUUCUACCCCUAUUUUUUUUCGGCGGGACUUACGCCGGGGUCCAUUUAUAUUCUCUCUAACCGACCUUCACCAGAGUAAUAUAUUUGUUGAUGAGAAUUGGAAUAUUACCUCACUUAUUGACCUUGAAUGGGGAUGUUCUUUACCAGUUGAAAUGAUUCACCCGCCCUAUUGGCUUACAAGUGAGUUUGCCGACGCAAUUAAUGAGGACGAAUACAAGAAAAUGUGGACAGAGUUCGUACAUACCUUAGCUCAGGAAGAAGAUGAAUAUUUUGGAAACGUUCAACAAAGCUGUGACGCUCAAAAUACCCGACUAUCAACAAUAAUGACGAAAGCAUGGGACAUGGGUACUUUUUGGUAUUCACUUGCUCUUCGAAGUCCUGCUGCUAUCUUUCGCCUAUUCCUUGAUCGAAUUCAAAUAAAGCUCGGAAAAGACAACUAUAGUGCAGAGGAAUAUGGCCUCGUUAUGACGUUUCAGUGGAGAACGGACAUCGCCGAUAUCCUUGCUCAAAAGAUGAAGGAUAGAAAGACAUAUGACGAUGAACUUCGACAAGCUUUCCUUAUACCUCAAACGGAAAGCUAG
This is a messenger RNA of Microsporum canis CBS 113480, 1485 nucleotides long. RefSeq lists its product as hypothetical. The transcript has 3 exons. The record is from RefSeq and is a predicted model, not a curated record. NCBI's taxonomy places the organism in Eukaryota, Fungi, Ascomycota, Eurotiomycetes, Onygenales, Arthrodermataceae. The coding region runs from base 1 to 1485 and encodes 494 amino acids.